Molecule: messenger RNA, 747 nt
Organism: Drosophila kikkawai
Lineage: Eukaryota; Metazoa; Arthropoda; Insecta; Diptera; Drosophilidae
Gene: I-3
Product: Inhibitor-3
Cellular component (GO): nucleus
Molecular function (GO): protein serine/threonine phosphatase inhibitor activity; protein phosphatase 1 binding
Source: RefSeq, a predicted model, not a curated record
CACAAACACGAUCAGGGGACCAGGAGCCAAACCAGAUUUGAUUUCGACCCGAAAUUCAGUAGUAAAAAAUUCUAUAAAAAAUUCUAUAAAAAAACCCAAAAUUCGAGCAGAAUGGAUCAGCCAAAGACCAAUGUCUCGACCAUCGAUGCUGAGACCGAGCCAAAGUUACCAGCACCCGCGACCAAGGUGUUGCUCAUAGGAUCAAGUCCCGUAACGGCAGAGAUCGAGAUCCAGGCAGUGCCAGUGCCCGAGGACACGGGCUGUGUGCUUCGGCUACGGCUCGCCUCUCAGGUGCCGCAGACUUCGCGGCGGCGCGUCUGCUUCCACGAGGGCGUCGUCGACAACGAGCACUUGAAUCGGCGCAAGUCCAAGUGCUGCUGCAUCUACCGCAAGCCGCAUGCCUUUGACGAGAGCUCUUCGUCUGCGGACGAUGAGUGCGAGCACUGCUUCGGCCAUCCGGAGGUCAGGACCCGUAACCGGCUGGAGAAGCAGCGUAGGCGUCGGCCAACCUGCGGCUGCUGCUCCUGCGGGGCCUGUCACCAGACCACCAAUCAAGGUGAAGGCGGCAGUCAGACGGAAGUCCACAAGCAGCAGGAGCUGGAAACCCAACAGGAUGAGGGUCAGAUCGUCACCGAUCGAUGUGAGCCCACCCAGGAGCAGUACGAGUCCCCAGUCCCAAGCCAUUCUUGAUGUUUUCUCGUGAUCACAAUGAAAUUAAAAACCCACCUUGGUUGAUAUGUUACUUGA